This is a messenger RNA of Schizophyllum commune H4-8, 1490 nucleotides long. RefSeq lists its product as uncharacterized. Lineage: Eukaryota; Fungi; Basidiomycota; Agaricomycetes; Agaricales; Schizophyllaceae. The record is from RefSeq and is a predicted model, not a curated record. The transcript is spliced from 9 exons. Gene Ontology annotation, molecular function: protein binding. The coding region runs from base 119 to 1297 and encodes 392 amino acids.
UGUUGUUCCCGACUAAGACAAGGAUACGGGCCGAGAUAUCGAGACGCAAGCCCACAGGCCCUGCCAAAGCUCUCACGGCGUCCUUGUAUGAGGCCUUUUCCCUCCUCCCUCAGCUUCCAUGACACGCCGCUGGCGCGGCAAGCGUCCUCGUUACACGUAUUUCAAGAAUCUUGCACCCACCACCAAGCCUUGCUAUCUCGAGUUAGUUCCGGUUGAAUUGUGGCGUAUAAUCUUCUCCUUCAGCCUACCGACAACACUGUUUUCCCUUCGAGAUACCUGCCGCACAUUUCGCUGCAUUAUCGACGAUAAUGAUGGGGCGCUGCUAGCCUCUGCGCCACUUCUGCUUCCCAGACCUCCACCCAAUCCCCGUUCCCAGCUACGCCUCUCAAAGCAUCGCCUCGAACGUCAGGCGCUAGCCGACUUCUUUGGCAUCACUGGGCCGGAAAAGCGUGGACUUUAUGGGAGCGCUACGUAUACCGAGCUCUUGUUUCGCCCAAGGCGAUGCCGCGUAUGCUCGUCUUGGGCGCCUAGCCCUCCCGUAUGGCUCGAAAGCAAGGUAUAUUUAUGCUCGGCUAGGUGUAAAUUUCGGUUCUUCCGGGCCAAGGAUACCGAAGUUCGAUUUCUGCUACCUCAACGGCGGUAUCUGCCAAAGGACGCGCGACCAACCAUAGACCAAUACCUCGUGAAUUGGCUUCCAUCUGUCACUAUGAACAACCAUAAUCGGAGACUGAGAACGCACGGAAUACUCGCUCAAGACCUCGCACACGCGCGAGAGGAAUAUAUGGCCGAGACAGCACAGAUCACCACCGAAGACGAUCGGAAGCGUCACAAAGCAGCUCUAUUCGAGCGAUACCGUGCGCGCUAUCGCAAGUCCCGGGUGCUCUGCUCGUUCCAGUGCUAUCUCGAUCAGUGGCGCAGGGGUUGGGACACUGAUAUGAAGCUACUAAGGCGCAAGAAUGAGCGACGCCUUCGAAGGAUAGCGAAGAAGAAGUGCGUCAGCUCGGUGAUACACGAACCCUCCGUGAGGCGUCUGGUAGCCGCACGCACCCAUGGCCUUCGCCUUGUCUCGCGGUCGGUGCUGGCGCAUGCUGGGGCGCUGAGACCAAAAGCAAAGAGGCGGCAAUGCGAGCACUGCGGAGUCUCCGUGUCCUCGCGCUGGUAUGACAUGCACGUUGCUAGCCACCACCCCGGACUUCUUCCCCAGAGCCGCCUCGAUCUGGAUAUAGGAAGGGCAGAAUACCGCUGCGAGCUCUGCGCGGAACUCCCCGUGAAAUGGUUUUCUGUCGGCGCUCUGUAAUCACAUCAAUACCAUAAGCACAAUAUGCGCGACUCUGAAGAGAACGAAUGGCGAGGGAUAGUCAUCUAAUUCUACGUAGAGGAAGCUGCGGCUCCGUCGGCUCUUAUAACCACCAGAACCUGCACGGCAUCGGGCUCACCAAUAGAUUACACAAAUAGCCAAGGAAACGACCCUCUGAGGGUCUUUGAGAGCA